GAUAACUUAAAUAAGGAUGAUCACAAAUACCAGGCCUGCAACAACAGCGAUGUAAGGUCAUUCAGCCAAGUUUUCCUCCCCACACUCUACAGCAUGGUCUUCUUUGUGGGAUUCAUUGGCAACGGCUUGGUGGUGUGUGUCCUGGUCAGGUACCACAAAAUAUCCAACAUGUCAGACCUGUGCAUCUUAAACCUCGCUCUUUCAGACCUCCUCUUCCUGAGCUCAUUGCCUUUCUGGGCUCACUAUGCCGCCAUAUCUGAGUGGACCUUUGGAAACUUCACUUGCCAAGCAGUGACUGCGCUCUACAUGCUGGGAUUCUAUGGAAGUAUCUUUUUUAUGAUUCUCAUGACUGUGGACCGCUAUGCUGUCAUCGUCCACACCUAUACCUGUCUCUCCUUUAGGCACCGAUCUGUCAGAGCUAGUAUAGCCCUGUUUUUUUUUAUAUGGGCACUCAGCUUGGGAGCUUCUGUACCAACCAUCAUUUCAUCCAAAGUAAAGAAUAACUCAAUGAAUGCAUCUAUCUGCACUAAGGAGUAUCCAGAAGGGACACCGUGGAAACCAUUCUUUUACAUUGAGCUAAACAUCUUUGGCUUUAUUAUUCCCCUCUCAGUGAUGGUGUUCUGCUACUCCCGUAUUAUCCCAGUCUUAUUGAGCAUAAAAUCUCAGAAGAAAUAUAGAGUUGUCAGACUCAUGUUGGUCUUGGUUAUUGUUUUCUUCCUUUUCUGGACGCCCUACAACAUUGUCAUCUUCCUGAAGUUCCUGCAACUCUUGGGGUACAUGCAAAGCUGUGAGUGGUAUCAAGACCUGAGCAUGGCUAUGAAUUGGGUGGAAACCAUAGCCUUUAGUCACUGCUGCCUCAACCCCAUCAUUUAUGCCUUUGUGGGGCAGAGAUUUAGGAAAUUAUUUCGUAAGAUCCUGGGUGAGUGGUUUCCUACUUGCUGUGGUCAUUGCACAAAUUUUGUCAGUAAGGUUUCAGAGAGGAGGACCACUAUGUCCUCAUGCAUCUGAGUAAUUUUCACUACAAAACUUGGAUAGCCAAAUAUGCAGCAUUUGAAAAGAGGAUGAAUUAAGCAUGUAUUUAUGUGUGUGUUUGUGUGUAUGUACAUGUAUGUGUGUGUACACUGCGAUGGAUUGGCAUCCUGUCCAGGGUGUACCUCGUAUUGUGCCUAAGCCGUAUAGAAAAUGAAUGAAUGGAUAAAUUUAUUAGUUCUUAAAUUUUUAUUUUUAAUUUUUUUUAACCUACUUUAUUAGAUAUU
Molecule: messenger RNA, 1256 nt
Organism: Clarias gariepinus (North African catfish)
Lineage: Eukaryota; Metazoa; Chordata; Actinopteri; Siluriformes; Clariidae
Product: CX3C chemokine receptor 1-like
Exons: 1
Coding region: 94-1008 (304 amino acids)
Biological process (GO): immune response; chemotaxis; G protein-coupled receptor signaling pathway
Cellular component (GO): membrane
Molecular function (GO): chemokine receptor activity
Source: RefSeq, a predicted model, not a curated record